GAAGGAGGCAAGUGAAAACGUUUCGUCUUUUCUAUGACACAGCGAAUGAUUUCUCGGUUGUGGUUGAAAGUAUCUAAGAUCCGACGUGCUGGAUUCAUCAGAUUUGGUGGAUUUGCGCUAUCAGAGAACUAUCCCCUGUACAUUCGGAGCAUUCCUACACAGGGGGAACUCAAGUUCCACUACACAGUGCACACUUCUCUGGACGUGGUGGAGGAGAAGAUCUCCGGUGUGGGCAAAGCCUUGGCUGACCAGAGGGAGCUUUAUCUGGGACUCCUCUAUCCGACUGAGGACUACAAAGUAUAUGGUUAUGUGACAAACUCUAAGGUAAAGUUUGUGAUUGUUGUUGACUCCUCCAACACAUCUCUGCGAGACAACGAAAUUAGAAGUAUGUUUAGAAAGUUGCACAACUCCUUUACCGAUGUAAUGUGCAACCCGUUCUACAACCCUGGUGAUCCAAUUCAAUCGAAGGCUUUUGACAGUAUAGUUUCAACUAUGAUGGUGCCGGCCUGCUGAUGUCCUUUCUUCGCAAUUGUAUAAUGUUUACAUCGGUGUCUGUUGCGUAUUGUUCGUGAGGUGAAAAUAAAUAUUUAAUUUGUUUCAUGAAA
Puntigrus tetrazona (Sumatra barb) is the source of this 605-nucleotide messenger RNA. It is a transcript of the gene trappc2l, whose product is annotated as trafficking protein particle complex subunit 2L. Gene Ontology annotation, cellular component: TRAPP complex; nucleus; cytoplasm. The transcript is spliced from 5 exons. Lineage: Eukaryota; Metazoa; Chordata; Actinopteri; Cypriniformes; Cyprinidae. Gene Ontology annotation, biological process: endoplasmic reticulum to Golgi vesicle-mediated transport. Bases 34 to 513 code for a protein of 159 amino acids. The record is from RefSeq and is a predicted model, not a curated record.